Messenger RNA from Laetiporus sulphureus 93-53, 1919 nucleotides. Its product is annotated as ubiquinone biosynthesis hydrox. Gene Ontology annotation, biological process: ubiquinone biosynthetic process. Gene Ontology annotation, molecular function: 2-octaprenyl-6-methoxyphenol hydroxylase activity; FAD binding; oxidoreductase activity, acting on paired donors, with incorporation or reduction of molecular oxygen, NAD(P)H as one donor, and incorporation of one atom of oxygen. Bases 1 to 1764 code for a protein of 587 amino acids. The transcript is spliced from 6 exons. The record is from RefSeq and is a predicted model, not a curated record. Gene Ontology annotation, cellular component: mitochondrion. Lineage: Eukaryota; Fungi; Basidiomycota; Agaricomycetes; Polyporales; Laetiporaceae.
AUGUUGAGCUCUGCCGCUAAAUCCAGAGCUUGCUUGCUUGCUUCAAGGGGCCGCUGGGCUCAGACACUGCGGUCACUCUCCACCAUCUCGUCAGGCCCUGAGGAGUGCGACAUUGUCAUUGUCGGAGGAGGCCCAGCCGGACUUGCUCUUGCCAGUGCACUUGGCUCGUCACGUCAAAUACACGAGUCUUUGAGCAUUGCUCUUGUUGAGGCUGGCGACCUCUCGAAGAUCAGGGAAUGGGCACCUGCUCCCGGCGGCUUCUCCAACCGCGUCAGCUCUAUCACAAACGCCUCUGAAGCAUUUCUAAAGGGCACCACCAUGCUCACAACCUGUGGUGAUGCAGACAUCGGCGCAUGGUCUUAUAUUGACCUUGAACGUACUAUGCCGAUUGAAGAACUGCAAGUGUGGGACGGGAUAUCUGAUGCCCGAAUCACAUUCUCUGCGUCAGAGAUCGUGUAUGCCGGGUUAGAUGCACCUCAGGAGAUGGCGCGCUUGAUAGAGAAUCUAAAUUUACAACGCGGUCUCCUCCGACAUCUCUCCAGUAUGCCAAUGAUACAGCUCUUUGACAAGGUGAAGGUACAGUCCAUUCAGAGAGAGGAGAGAGAGGGCGGCGGAUGGCCAUUGGUUCAACUCUCGGAUGGACGCGUCCUCCGUGCUAGACUGCUUGUUGGCGCCGAUGGUUUCAACUCGCCCGUACGCUCAUACGCAGGUACUCAGUCGUACGGCUGGGCAUACGACACCCAAGCUAUCGUUGCCACGCUCAACCAUCCCAUGCGCACACCUCUCGAGCCUCCCAACACGGUCGCAUACCAGCGCUUCCUCCCUACUGGGCCUAUCGCCUUCCUCCCACUAUCCCCCACCGCCUCCUCUCUCGUCUGGUCCACGAAGCCCCAUCUUGCCAAAGCCCUCAUGGCGUGCGACCCUGCUGUCCUCGCGAUCAUGGUCAACGCUGCAUUCCGCUUGCCCGACGUGUCCAUGCGGUACCUCCACAAGCGCAUCCUCGAGGCCCAGGAGGCUGGCGCAUCCAUCACGCUGAAGGAGCUCGCAGCGGAGAUCAGCUGGCGCGAGCAGUCGCAUCACAUCGAUCCCCAUUCUGCCUAUUCGGUCUCGACAAUGGCACAGAUGGCCGGCGCUGGAGUGCCUCCGGAAGACUCAGAGGUUCUGCCACCGUUCGUGACGUCUAUCCAGUCGGACACCAUUGCGUCGUUCCCAUUGCGUCUCACUCAUGCUGAUUCUUACAUUGGAGAGGGCAACGGCGCGCGCACGGUGCUGAUCGGUGACGCUGCACAUACAAUCCACCCAUUGGCGGGACAGGGCCUCAACAUGGGCCUCGCAGACGUUCAGGCUCUCUCCCACUGCAUCAACAAUGCCGUGACAUACGGUGGCGAUAUUGGCUCAUACACGGCGCUCGCGCCCUACGCGCGCGAACGAUACUUCGAGAACCACAAAAUUCUGUCCGCAUGCGACAAGCUGCACAAGCUCUACAGUGCCACCGCCGAGCCCAUCGUCUGGGCGCGCUCAGUGGGUGUGGAAAUACUGAACGAGCUCGACACGGUUAAGGCCGCCAUGAUGAUAUCUGCGGGGAGUGCCCCUCGUCCUGAUUCACCGGUGAUAGGUUGGAACCUCGCUGCAAAUGGCAUCGAAAGCAUCGCUCGUGGGAUCAACACCGCAAAAAAUGUGAGUAAUGGUCUGAAGGGCGUGGCAGGCGCUGGAGUUCAGGGUCUCUUUACAAUGCUCGCGAACUCCGGAAAAGCUAGUUCGUAGUUCCGCCAUGUGCUAACUUCUUGGAAAAGCGCUGGUGAAUGCCAUAUUCAUCGCCUGUACGGUCAACAAGCUGAAUCUUUAUGAUGUUCUCGACAUUGCCGUGUGGAGGCAUUUUGCACCUGCCUGCGCUACAAGUGUGCACUGACAACCAUUGC